Molecule: messenger RNA, 2245 nt
Organism: Aedes albopictus (Asian tiger mosquito)
Lineage: Eukaryota; Metazoa; Arthropoda; Insecta; Diptera; Culicidae
Gene: Smyd4-2
Product: SET and MYND domain-containing protein 4
Exons: 3
Coding region: 124-2112 (662 amino acids)
Biological process (GO): compound eye photoreceptor development
Cellular component (GO): cytoplasm; nucleus
Molecular function (GO): histone deacetylase binding
Source: RefSeq, a predicted model, not a curated record
GACUACAUCGCAAUCGAUCACAUUAGAAGACGCACCGUUCUAGAGUCUAAUAAUAGCUUAUAAUCACCCGUGCGUGUUUAGUCAAGAGACGGAUUUUUUCAGUAACAAGAACCUAAUUCCACAAUGGCCUCAAUUGAUAGCGAUCCUCUAUAUACCGAGCUGUGCAGUGAUAAAACGCUCAGUUCCCAGAAGGAAGGAUUCUUUAACGCAUUCUACUGGACAGUGGCGGAAAACUUCACCGGGCAGAAUGAACACUGGCUGCGGGACGUGUUCGGCAAGGUGCAACCGGGAAAUGAUGCGGCCAAACUGCAGCUGAUUUACGAAGAUCCAGUGGUGUGUUUUGAAGUUCUUGGGACUCUGGAACAUGUCAAACCGGUGUUCCGCGGCAAGGACGCCAAGUUCAGCUGGCAGCGACGCGAGCAGGCUACCAAGCUGUUGAACGAAGGCAAGGUGCAACAAGCACUGUUGAUGGCUAGUCAGGCGGUCAUUAAGGCUCCUGGCAAGGGGGUGGAUACGCACAUCGAUCAAGGCAUGACCCUGGCCUGUGCGUUCUGGACCAGGGCCGAAGUGUUGAUUCGUAUGUUGGACGGCAAGCAUGCUUUGAGGGACUUGCAGAUGGCUGCAAAGGCAGGCUUCCCGGUGAAGGCGAAUGGCGAGUACUACGGAAAGAUGGCUAAGUGUUAUGCGCUUAUGGACGACAUGAAGCGAGCAGAAGUAUCAGCCAAGCUGUUUCACCAGCUUGCAGGUUUUGACGAUUACAGACUGCAGCGCCUACGAGAAGAUUUGGAAGAUUUGAGGACAUUGAAGGCUGAAGAUGCUGCAAUGAAACCCAAAGAUCCAGAGGCGAAACUUCCGGAGCUCGCUGGAGGAGCAAACGAAGAGCUGAAUGGUGCAUCUAAGAAAAUUUCGCUCAGUGGAACAGUCGAGGAGUCGAAAAGGGGUCGCUAUAUCGUUGCGACAGAAGAUCUCAAGCCUGGUGAAACGGUACUGGUAGAGCCAGCUUACGGAGCAUGUCUUUAUCCAAAGUUCUUCGGAACGCAUUGCAAUCAAUGUUUCUCCAGAUUGAUCGCUGCUGUACCUUGUGAGGAUUGCUGCGGUGUAGCCUUCUGCUCUCCGGAAUGCCGUGAUCAGGCCUUCGCAGGUUAUCAUCGCUUUGAAUGCAAAUAUUUGGACCUCAUGAUUGGAUCCGGUAUGUCGAUUCUGUGCCACCUGGCCCUUCGACUGGUCACUCAGGCCGGCUCUCCCGAGAAAGCAACCGAAAUCACCAAAGAAUUAUCUCUGUGUGCCCACGCGGAACAUCGCAGCCAAGAGGACUACUUCCGGCGAACUUUGAUGGCUGCUUUCUUGCUGAGGUGUCUCCAAAAGUCGGAGUUCUUCGGUCGCCGUAAGACAGAAGCUGCCGAACCAACACCAAUAGAAGCGAAAGUUGGCGGAGUGAUCUUGGAACUUCUUCAGUCCCUGCAAUUCAACGCCCAUGAAAUCUACGAGACGAAGAUCACCGGGGAUCAUCGAGUCGACUCCACCAAAGUUCAAUACAUCGGCGUGGGAGUUUACAAGACCGGAGCCAUGUUCAACCACGAAUGCCAUUCGGGAGUUUCACGAACUUUCCUGAAGACUACCAUGAUCUUGCACACCAGCCGGCCGCUGACCAAGGGUAGCUCGGUUCCGGAGAACUACGGAAUGCACUUCAUUCGUCAACCACUGCCCGUUAGACAAAAAGUGCUUCGUUCACGCUAUUGGUUCAAGUGUGAUUGCAAAGCCUGUUUUGAGGACUGGCCAAUGCUGGAGAAGAUAAACGACAAACCGAAACUUCGCUGCCCACAACCAGAUUGCGCAGGAGUGCUUCCGUAUGCGCCGAAGGGGAAGUGUUGCAAGUGUAAGAAAAACGCCAACUUCGAAAGUACCUUCAAGAUCCUGCGGCAGUGUGAGGACUUAUACGAUGAGGGCGCCAAAAAGAUGACUCAGGAACGUCUCGAGGAAGCAGCCGAAUCAUUUAGCCAAGGGAUCAACUUGUUCUACCAUGUCGCUGUACCCCCGCACAAGGCGACGCAUGUAGCCGAGGAAUCACUGAGAACUUGUUUUGCGGAUUUUGGUAAUAUAUUCCGCGUUUGAAAAUUACCGUUCAUUACGAUUGUUCAGUUUGAUUGAUUGACAAUGAAGACAUAAAGACAUUUUUUUGUUUUUUUUUAUGCUUUAGUUGAUUGCUGCUUUGUCAGAUUUGUAGUUGAAUAAAUUUGAUGUGUAC